This is a messenger RNA of Alternaria triticimaculans, 558 nucleotides long. RefSeq lists its product as uncharacterized. NCBI's taxonomy places the organism in Eukaryota, Fungi, Ascomycota, Dothideomycetes, Pleosporales, Pleosporaceae. The annotation marks the transcript as partial. The record is from RefSeq and is a predicted model, not a curated record. The transcript has a single exon.
GCUCAAAUGAUCAAAGAAGGAGACGAGCUCAUCCAACGUGUCGCACCGGAACCCACGCAUCGUUUUGCCGUUUACACAUGGAACUACGACGAGCAGGGCAAUUUGAAACAGACUCCGCACAUCACAAAAGAAGAGCUAGAGGCGUGGAGGAAACUCGAUCCGAAAUGGAAGAUUCGCCCCAUGGACCCUGCAGGCAUGCCGCCGCCAAUGAAGAAGAAGCUCAAGGUGAGCCAUGAUGGACAGCUCAUGCCGGGAUUCGACGACUACACGGUAGAUGAGCGAAGGGAGGCGCUCAAGGCGACGGCGCCCGGUGCUUCUGCCAUGAAAGACGUCCUAUGGAGAAUUGACCGGCGGAAGCGCGAGCGACUGGCGAUAGAGUUGCAGCAAUCUGAAGCUAAGGUGGAGGUCUUGCAGCAACGUCUCGCUGCCGAAGAGGUCAAGAAAGAGAAGCAAAAAGAGGAGACGGUGGCCUUGCAGAUGGACGAUGGGAUUGCCCAGAAAACAGGAGGGACGAACGUGUUGGAGUUGGGACAGAAGAAGAGAAAACUAUCGACUUGA